This is a messenger RNA of Brenthis ino (lesser marbled fritillary), 936 nucleotides long. The record is from the annotation of a GenBank genome assembly. NCBI's taxonomy places the organism in Eukaryota, Metazoa, Arthropoda, Insecta, Lepidoptera, Nymphalidae.
AUGGUUUCUAAGGCAGUCUUAGCUUGCGUACAGGCGCUUAUGAUCCAGUGUAUUGCUGGGCAGUACCUCAACUCUCGACUGUCAGCAGCACCGUGCGCCACGGCAGGUCCAUUAUCUGGAUCUUAUUUAGCUGGUGGCCCCUUCGGUGCUGGUUUAUGUGGACCAGGAGCUCCUUUUGCAUCUGACGGUGGCGCCCUUCCGGUUUCUAGCGCAUCAUUAUUACCUGCUAAUGGUGUUUCUAUUGUAUCAGAAAACGCUUUCGAAGGAUUACUCGAUGUUGCUGGAGCAGUACCAUUCUUAGGCACUGUGUCUCUAGAGGGAGCUCUCCCAACUGCUGGCUAUGGCGCUGUCGCUUACGGAUGCGGUAAUGGAGAAGUCGCAAUGUUAACUGAAGAUAUUGGUGGCUCAAGACUUGGUCUUCCAUCUGGCUCACUCGGCUACGGCGCGGCAAUAGCUCAACCUCUAUCGCUUGCUGGCACACCCUUUGGUGCUUCACCUAUAGCAGGUGCUGGUCCAUUUGUUGGUCCUGCGUCAUUUACUACUCCCGGUCCAUUUGCUGGUGGUCCCUAUGCUGCUAACGCACCUUACGCCGUUAAUAAUUUAGGAGCUAUCAAUGCAUACGGUCCUGCAGCUGCUGCCGCUUCUAAUGGAGGCUCACUACCAGUUACUAGCGCUUCACCUAUCCCACCUAACGGAGUUAAUAUCUUAUCAGACAAUGCCUAUGAUGGGGCACUCUCUGUAGUUGGAGCGAUGCCGUUCUUAGGCACGGUUGCUCUUGAGGGCGCUAUGCCAACUGCUGGUGCUGGAUCCAUUGCCUAUGGUUGCGGUAACGGAGAGGUGGCAAUAUUAAACGAAGAUUUUGGUGCUGCUAAUUUCGCUGGCCCAUACAACAUGGGUUAUCCUAGUAAUGGGUUUUACGGAUGUAAUACCCGAAUU